AUCCUGCGUUCUUCAUCUGUGAUUGAUUUUCAUAGAAGAAAAAACUAAGCAAGCACAAAAAUGGCAAGCAACCAAAACCAGAAUUUGAGUCACAAGGCUGGCGAGUUGACUGGUCAAGCUCAGGUUAAGAAGGAUGAGCUUCUAAACCAGGCAUCGGGUGCAGCUCAGUCCGCCCAAAACAAGGUAUCAAAUUUAUCUCAAUCUGCCCAAAACAAGGCAUCUGAUGCAUCUCAGUCUGUCCAGAACAAGGCAUCUGAUGAAUCUCCUACUGACAUCAAGGACCAAGCCACCCACCUCCUUCAACAGACAAGUGAGCAAGUGAGAAACAUGGCUCAAGGAGCAGCUGAUGCAGUCAAGAAUACUUUGGGAAUGAAUAACCCUAACGACCCAAGCAACCAAAACAAUACCCCAAGCAACCCAAGCACUAGGAUUUGAAGAUAGUCCUCUUUCUUCAACGCUUGCUUUGCCUUCAGUUUCAACUAAAGUUCCUAUGACCUGCGGUCAUGGCGAUUAGCUAGCCAUCCUAUCUCUGUGGAAAUGGCUAUAUGUUUUGUUUUCUGUCAGAUGCAAAAGAUUGUAUUUUUAUUCCCUUGUUUUUUCUUUUUGGUAAAUAAAAGAAGAAAUCCUUAUGUGCCCUUGUUAAUUAACAGUGUCGUGCAAAUGAAUUAAUAC
Pyrus x bretschneideri (Chinese white pear) is the source of this 672-nucleotide messenger RNA. Its product is annotated as late embryogenesis abundant protein 7-like. Bases 61 to 435 code for a protein of 124 amino acids. The transcript has 3 exons. NCBI's taxonomy places the organism in Eukaryota, Viridiplantae, Streptophyta, Magnoliopsida, Rosales, Rosaceae. The record is from RefSeq and is a predicted model, not a curated record.